Polyodon spathula (Mississippi paddlefish) is the source of this 9897-nucleotide messenger RNA. Its product is annotated as chromodomain-helicase-DNA-binding protein 2-like. Gene Ontology annotation, molecular function: DNA binding; ATP hydrolysis activity; ATP-dependent chromatin remodeler activity. Gene Ontology annotation, cellular component: nucleus; chromatin. The record is from RefSeq and is a predicted model, not a curated record. Bases 1981 to 7392 code for a protein of 1803 amino acids. The transcript is spliced from 38 exons. Gene Ontology annotation, biological process: nucleosome organization; regulation of transcription by RNA polymerase II. NCBI's taxonomy places the organism in Eukaryota, Metazoa, Chordata, Actinopteri, Acipenseriformes, Polyodontidae.
UGUGUCUCUACAAAGAAAACUUUUGCAUGUUUUAUUUGAAAGAUCCAGACUGACUCCAGGUUUAAACAAACUGUAUUUGACUUGUGUAUCAAAUGUUGAUGUGAAUGCAUGAAGCUGUUAUUUUGAAAUUCAUAAUGUGUAUUGGUGGUUUUGGGAUUGUCAUGUUUUUCUUUAACUAUAGGCUUGAGAGUGGUCAUGCUUUUAACAUCUGUUGUGUAUACCUAAUGAGAUUGUCAAAAUAUAUUGAAUGCCAUGCAAAUUCUUUUAAUACUCAUUAAAUUGUCAUUUAAAUAGCCCAUGAUGGGCCUUUAUCACAUGAGUUGUUUAUUAGGAAACCAUUGACCAUGCCCAAUAAAUGUUUAAUUUGCAUGUAUACUGUACUCUAUUUCAAUCUUGAAGUUAAGACAAAAACCUGUUAUAACCACUUGCUGCUUAUGUUUAUUUGGGGGUUCCUCCAUCUGAGUCCAACCUUCUCUUAGCAUGGUCAUCCCUUGCCCUCUACCAGUCCUGCCCUGGCCAAAGGGUCAUUGUUAAAGGCGUGUCUGUUUAAUACGUGCUCUAAUUUAUUGAAGGACCGGUGGUAUGCUUUUCAGUGAUAGUGAGAAUAAACUCAUCAUUUUUAAAGAUGACCUCAGGACAGGCUUUGUCUUAUUUGUUAUGAAUCUGAAAAACAAGAUGAGCACAAAGAGUUAAAUGGGGUUUGAAGGUGGCUGUCUUGGUGUCCAGUGCUGUCUUGUGUUGCUGUUUUAAAAUGGCUCCAGAACGAUCAUUUCCUGUCUUAACAGGAAGUCCAUUAUGCUCCAUGAUCACAAUUAUUUGCCCAAACAUUGAAAAAAGGAAUAAAUGUACUACUUUUUGACUAAUGGUAGCUUGAUGUUCAAUGGCAAGAUAUUUAGUUGAGGUUAAGGUGAUAUAUGAGGAAGAAGAGCACUUUAAUUUUUGUAAUUUUAGUUAAAAAAUCAAAGGGGUGGGUCUUUGGUACAUCACCUGAGUCCUGGGGUAAAUGGAAAGAGCGUCAGUCAAAGGCAGAGCUCUCAGAGCUGGGAAGGAGCUCUUGAUGGUGGCUGAGCCUUGGAGAGGAGUGCAUUGAGACUCGCUUAGCUUUUCUACCACUUUGUGUAACUUUCGGCAACUUUUGGGCCGCCCCAGGGGCCACUGAGUGACUUUAAUCUGCAAUAUUGUUAACUUUGGACAUCUCGUAUUUGUAAUCUUGCUGUAUUUAAGCGUUUUUGUUGUAUUUAUACGCCUUUAUCGCGGGGAGAAAUACAGUACACUGCCUGUAUGUGCGGGUCGUUGUUUUCCCAGCACUAGCAGCCAUGGCGCCCCUCCAUUUUUGUGCGCACUGGUAGGGCGCUUCUCGGACGCUUCUUAAUUAAUGAGCAGCAUUCCCCGAUUACACUUUCUAUUUAUUUUGAUCAAAUAUCAUAUUUAAGGACGUAUUAAAAAGCAACAUGUUAACAUUUGCAAAACGUAUUAUGGAAUAAAUAACCGAAUUGUCAGACUGGAAAGUAACGCGAUCGACCAGAUCUGUACAUGGAAUAGGUAUGUUUACAAUUAUCAUUUUAAUUCAUUAAAUCAUUAAUUUUGUUUUUGUGUUUUUCUUUUAAUACGUCGAGCACUCUACGAUGACGCAGUUAGAAUUCUGCCCAUAUUAAUACACGGUGUGUUAAGAAAUCUUUACUCGUGUGAGCUUGGAUGUAAAUUUUGGAUGAUGCUGUGGUGACCAGGUGUAUUAUUGUUUGUAAAAUUACUUUUAAUGUUAACUUGUUUCUUUGUAUUAUGCGAGGCAAUGCUAUAUGUGUUUCAACAAUGCUGUCGCAACGUCGAGGGUUUGCUGUCGAGCAAAAAAAAAAAAAAAAAAAAAAAAAAAAAAAAGCAGAUGGAAUUUUACAGAAGAUCUUACCUCUCUUUUAACUUUUGACAGUAAAUGCCAGGACAUAAGAGGAUCCUAAAACAAUAAACGUUUUUAGGAUUAAAAACAUGAUUAAGAAUAAGAACAAAAAACACGAAGAGGACGGCGCAACCCAAAGCAAUGCAUCAAGCAAUUCUGCUUCUGAAGAGUCGAACCACUCCGGCUCUGAGUCGGGGAGCCAGUCUGAGAGUCAGCAUGGAAGAGAGAAAGGCAACGAUCAUGCCAGUGAAUUCAACAGCAGCUCUGAAUCUGAAAGCCAGUCUGAUUCAGAGUCCGAAUCGGCGGGAUCAAAAUCCCAGCAAAAUUCCUCGGAGGUCAAAGAUAAACCAGUCAGCAGGAAGGAUAGAUUAGCAGAUGUUAAGAAGAUGUGGGAAGAACAUCCUGAUGUUUAUGGGGUCAGGCGGUCGAACCGGAGCAGACAAGAGCCUGCUCGUCUUAAUUUUGGAGCUCAGGGCAGCAGUGACUCUGAAAGUGAAAGUCCAAAAAGAAGAGGAGUAAGACAAAAGAAGAAAAAAAAUAUCUGGAAAGGUGAUGACUCUAAUGAUGAAGACGACGACGAUGAUGAUGAAGAGGAUGAGGAGGAUGCCAGCAGUGCAGAGAGUGAGCAGGAAGAGAAGAAAGUUAGAUCACAACGACCUACAGCCAAAAGAACACAGACCAAAGCCACUGUCAAAAAACAAAAACCUCAGCGGAAACGGAAAAAACAAGACUCUUCAGACGAAGAUGACGAUGACGAUGAUGACGAUACCCCCAAGAGACAAACAAGGCGUCAGGUUGCCAAAAAUGUCAGUUACAAGGAGGACGAGGAUGACUUUGAGACUGACUCCGACGACCUCAUCGAAAUGGCAGGGGAGGGAGCAGAAGAGCAGCAGGAUGACAGUGAGACCAUUGAAAAAGUGAUAGAUGUCAGGAUUGGGAAAAAAGGAGCCACUGGUGCUUCAAGCACUGUGUAUGCUGUAGAAGCCAACGGAGACCCCUGUGCUGACUUUGACCCGGAGAAGGAUGAGGGGGAAGUUCAGUACCUUAUAAAAUGGAAAGGCUGGUCCUAUAUCCACAGCACCUGGGAGAGCAUAGAGUCAUUGACACAGCAGAAAGUGAAGGGGCUAAAGAAGCAGGAGAAUUUUAAGAAAAAGAAUGACGAAGUAAAAUAUUGGAUGUCCAAAGCAUCACCUGAAGAUAUAGAGUAUUAUAACUGCCAGCAAGAGCUGACCACUGACCUGAAUAAGCAGUAUCAGAUUGUUGAGAGAGUGAUAGCUAUGAAGACAGGAAAGUCAUCGCAAGGCCACUCUGACUUUCCCUCUCACAGUCACAAGACUUCCUCCAAUGAGCCAGAAUACCUGUGCAAAUGGAUGGGGCUUCCUUAUGCUGAGUGUAGCUGGGAAGAUGGAGCAUUGAUUGGAAAGAAAUUUCAGCACUGUAUAGACAGCUUCCAUAACAGAAACAACUCUAAAUGCAUCCCUUUCAAAGACUGCAAAGUACUAAAACAGAGGCCAAGGUUUGUGACAUUGAAGAAGCAGCCAGCAUAUGUAGGGGGAGACAAUCUGGAGCUCAGAGAUUACCAGUUAGAUGGACUUAACUGGCUAGCGCAUUCCUGGUGCAGGUGUAAUAGUGUGAUCUUGGCUGAUGAAAUGGGCUUGGGGAAGACUAUUCAGACCAUCUCCUUUGCAUCCUACCUGUUCCAUCAGCAUCAGCUGUAUGGGCCCUUCCUGGUAGUGGUGCCUCUCUCAACCCUCACUUCCUGGCAGAGGGAGUUUGAAACGUGGGCACCUGAUAUGAACGUGGUGGUGUACCUCGGGGAUGUAAUGAGCAGAAAUACAAUUCGUGACUAUGAAUGGGUACAUUCUCAGACGAAAAGAAUUAAAUUCAACGCACUUUUAACUACAUAUGAAAUCCUAUUAAAAGACAAGGCAGUGCUGGGAAGUAUAAAUUGGGCCUUCCUUGCAGUGGACGAAGCUCAUAGAUUGAAGAAUGAUGACUCGCUGCUGUACAAGACCCUGAUCGAUUUCAGGUCAAACCACCGUCUGCUCAUCACAGGGACACCUCUGCAGAACUCUCUCAAGGAACUGUGGUCACUGCUGCACUUUCUCAUGCCAGAGAAAUUUGAGUUCUGGGAGGAUUUUGAAGAGGAGCAUGGGAAAGGUAGAGACAAUGGCUAUCAGAGCCUCCACAAAGUUCUGGAACCAUUCCUCUUGCGCAGAGUUAAGAAGGAUGUGGAGAAGUCCCUGCCUGCCAAAGUGGAACAGAUUCUCAGGGUGGAGAUGUCAGCACAACAGAAGCAGUAUUACAAGUGGAUUUUGACAAGGAAUUACAGGGCUCUCUCCAAGGGGACAAGAGGAAGCACCUCCGGGUUCCUAAAUAUUGUCAUGGAGUUAAAGAAAUGCUGUAACCACAGUUACCUGAUCAAACAACAGGAGGAGAAUGAGACCGAAAGCCAGUCAGAACGUUUACAGAACUUGAUCCGAAGCAGUGGCAAGCUGGUCCUCCUGGACAAGCUCUUGACACGGUUGCGAGAGCGGGGGAACAGAGUUCUAAUCUUCUCCCAGAUGGUGCGGAUGCUGGACAUUAUUGCAGAGUACUUGGUCAUCAAGCACUAUCCUUUCCAGCGCUUGGAUGGCUCAGUAAAAGGAGAAAUAAGAAAACAAGCACUCGAUCACUUUAAUGCUGAAGGUUCUGAGGACUUCUGUUUCCUGCUGUCCACACGAGCGGGUGGCUUGGGCAUUAAUCUCGCCUCGGCUGACACAGUGGUUAUCUUUGACUCUGACUGGAACCCCCAGAACGACCUGCAGGCACAGGCCAGGGCACACAGGAUUGGUCAGAAGAAGCAGGUAAACAUUUAUCGUCUGGUAACAAAGGGGACAGUAGAGGAAGAAAUUAUUGAACGAGCCAAAAAAAAGAUGGUUUUGGACCAUCUUGUGAUCCAGAGAAUGGACACUACGGGACGCACGGUAUUGGACAAUGGCUCAGGAACCUCAAAUUCAAAUCCAUUCAACAAGGAGGAGCUGACUGCAAUCUUAAAGUUCGGAGCAGAGGACCUUUUCAAGGAAGCUGAAGGAGAAGAGUCUGAACCUCAGGAAUUGGACAUUGAUGAAAUCUUACGGCUGGCUGAAACCAGAGAAAGUGAAUCGUCAGUGAGCGCCACUGAUGAACUGCUGUCUCAAUUCAAGGUAGCUAACUUCUCCACUAUGGAAGAAAGUGUGCCUGAGUUGGAGGAGAGGCACCCCAGGGACUGGGAUGACAUCAUCCCAGAGGAUCAGAGGAGGAAGAUAGAGGAGGAGGAAAAGCAAAGGGAAAUGGAGGACGUCUACAUGCUGCCGCGAAGCAGGAGCUCCAACAAGAAGGCUCAGGCAAAUGACAGCGACUCAGAUGUUGGUUCAAAGUUAAAGCAGCAGAGGUCAUCUGGGUCAGAAAGUGAAACGGACGACAGUGACGAUGACAAAAAGCCUAAGCGCAAGGGGAGACCUCGGACACGGAAAAACAAUGUGGAGGGGUUCACCGACGCAGAGAUUCGAAGGUUUAUCAAGGCUUACAAAAAAUUUGGAGCCCCCCUUGAUAGGUUGGAAGCCAUUGCCCGGGAUGCUGAGCUGGUGGAUAAGUCUGUAGCUGACCUGAAGCGUUUGGGAGAGCUGAUUCACAGCAGCUGCGUAGCAGCGGUGCAAGAACAUGAGGAGCACUUGAAAGAAAACCCAAGCGAGGUUAAAGGACCAGGAAAACGCAGGGGUAUUACAAUCAAGAUUUCGGGUGUCCAGGUCAAUGCCAAAUCCAUUAUUCAGCAUGAGGAGGAGUUUGGGCCAUUUCAUAAAGCCAUACCUGUUGAUCUUGAAGAAAGGAAAAAGUUUCAAUUGACCUGUCGCGUGAAGGCAUCCCAUUUCGAUGUAGAGUGGGGCAUAGAGGAUGAUGCUCAGUUGUUGCUGGGGGUCUAUGAAUAUGGUUACGGCAACUGGGAUUUAAUAAAAACUGACCCAGAUCUCACACUGGGCAGUAAGAUUCUUCCAGAUGACCCUCAAAAGAAGCCUCAAGCGAAACAGUUACAGUCUAGAGUGGAUUACCUCAUCAAGCUGCUAAAGAAGGAACUUGAAAAUAAGAAUCUGCAAGGGGCAGAGACCAAAGUAAAGAGGAGGAAACCACGAGUGAAGAAGGAGAACAAGGCUCCGAAGGAUGAACACGGAAAUGACAUUUCAUCUCCUCGGCUUUCUGACAAUCCUUCUGAGGAAGGGGAGGUCAAGGAUGAUGGCACGGAAAAGAGUCCAGCGAAGAAGAAACAAAAAAAGAAGGAUAAUAAAGAAAAUAAGGAAAAACAGGGAGCACCCAAGAAAGAUAAAGAUGGGGAGAAGGAGAAAAAGAAGUCAAAACCGAAAAAAGAAAAGACUAAAUCUGCCAGUAAAGGGAAGAAGUCUCAAGGCCCUGUCCACAUUACUGCAGGGAGUGAACCGGUCCCUAUUGGAGAGGAAGACGACGAACUCGACCAGGAGACAUUCAGCGUUUGCAAGGAGAGAAUGAGACCAGUGAAAAAGGCCCUGAAGCAGCUGGAUAAACCUGAUGAAGGCCUGUCUGUUCAGGAGCAGCUCCAGCACACUCGCACCUGCUUGCUGAAGAUUGGCGAUCGUAUCACAGAGUGCCUUAAAGCCUACACUGACACGGAGCAGGUCAAAACCUGGAGGAGGAACCUCUGGAUUUUUGUAUCUAAAUUUACAGAGUUUGAUGCCAGGAAGCUUCACAAGCUGUAUAAGAUGGCACAGAAGAAGCGAUCACAAGAAGAGGAGAAGGGACAUAAAAAGGAGGAGGACACCUCUGGUAGUAAAAAGCCAUUUCUAACAGAGCCCUCUGGUUCCAGUCGAGAAUCCAUGGGCUCCCAGACACCCCAGAAACCACACUUGCCUCUCUCUCAUCCCACACAGCACCACAGGGACAACUACAGCCAGCCAAACAAGAGACAUUUUAAUAAUGCAGAUCGAGGUGACUGGCCAAGAGAUCGCAAAUACAGUUACCCAGGAAACAGUAAUCAGCCAUGGGCAGGUGACAGGCAUCACCAGUAUGACCAGCAUCGGUAUAAGGAACACCAUUACAAUGACCGUCGACCUCACGGUGAACCCUAUCGGAGUUCCAACUAUCGAUCAAGCGGCUCACCCCGCAAGCGGCAGUAUGACCAGUACAGCAACGAUCGAGAGCACCGGAGAAGCAGGGACUAUUACGAGAGGCACCAAGAUCCCAAACGGCGACGAGUAGAUGACUUCAGAUCACAAACCUACCACCAGGGUGGCAGUCAUCCACAGGACUUCAGGAGGAUGCCUGACCAUAGAUCCCAGAUGGGCAACCAUAGCCAAGGGGCAUCCGAACAUCACCGGACAUUCCACCCAGAGAAACCUGGGAACUACAAACCCCUUCCUCUGGCAACUCCUGUCUUGAUGGACCCCCGUUCCCCUCAGUCUCAAAAAUCUCCUCAUGACUCCCGGUCGCCCUCUAGACAGGUUUCUGGAAUAUAAAAGCACUCCUGAUCUCAAAUGCAGUGCAAGACUAACUUGAGUAGGAGCUGGAAUAGACCACUGGUAACUGAUACAUGCUGCUAAGUUAGGUGCCAAAAUGGCUCACCUUUUAUUGAAUGGCCUAAGACUUUCAGUUGCUGUUGGGCUGUCAGUUUAAUAUGCUGGCCAGUAUUGUUGAGAGUAUAACAAGCAAAACCCCUUUACCUGUCAUUUUCUGGAAAAAGGUAAAACGAAUUUGUUGGGCACAGAUUGUAUUGAAGAAACACAGUUAUAAAAUAAACAGCCUUUGCAUGAAUUCAGCAAAAGUUGCUACUUUCACUAUAAGCAGGUACAUUAAUUUUAUUUUGCAGAUGAUGGCAAGGUUUGAGAAGUUAGUCCCAUGGACUGCUAAUGAUACUGGGCCCAAGUCAAAAUAUGAAAGUGCCUAAAACUCAUGGGUAUGAAAGUUAAAAGGACAGCAGAUGUACCUUGUUGAUGUCUGUAAAAAACAAUUCUUUAGGACAAAUGAAAUAUUUGGCAUUCUGAUGGAGUUGAUUUUUUCAUUCCGUAAUUACGAGGGCUGGUUUGGAUGCAUCUGCAUGGCAGGUAGAACCUAAAAGUUUCACUAGCCUGUAAGUGGCCACGUCACUGAGUUCAUGGCUUUGUUUACUGUGUAAUUUCAAGAAAUUGUACAAAGGACAAUAAUAUAUGCACAAAACACGUACAUAUAUUUAUUUUCAUAGAGGUCAAGUGCAAGGGUUCAUGGUAUUUCUAUUCUUUAUAAGCUGCUGUUUGCACCUUAUUUUGUUUUACAUGGAAAGUAACUAAAGGUUGAAGGAUACUACAGUUUCCAGCUGCACUGUCUGGCCUUCUGUUUUUAGUUCUUCAUUCCUGAUUCUUUGAGGCUUGUUAAGCUUUUUUUUUUUUCCUUCCUGAUUCUUAAAUGCAUUUUCCUUGACUUUCAGCUAUAGCUGAUUUCACUGGUCAUUAACAAUCAAGGAAGAGCCACCCACAAGGCUUGAUAUCAUGAAUUAAUUAAAUCGAGAUUCGUGAGCCUUUUUGUAUUGAUAAACAGUUGAGCCAAAAAAAGUGACUGAGUCAUGCCCGUUAACUGAAAAUAAGCAUAGAUCAUAUAUGCUGUUUUAAUGCAUACCUAACAAGUGACCAGAAACCAUAGUUCAAGCUAAAGAUGACUUCUUUGUAGAACAAAUUGUUGUUUUGCGGAAAAGUAUCUUUUCUGUUUUAACGCAGCUUCCUGUAUACCCUGAUCGUUUCAUAUACAAGCUGUUUUAAGAGGAGCUUUUAUAAUCUCAUUAGAAAUGAGUUUGGCCCUGGUUUGUACACUAAGUCACCUAAUGAAUGGUAUGUUUACAGCUUGCCUUGCACUAAAGAAAACAGUAUUUGAGUAAAGAAUCCAUUCAUGUGUAGUAUUGUCUGAAUGUAUUGUAAAAUAAUGUCUUUAAAGUAAGAUUAAUAUGGUUGUAUCCAUAAGAGGUGAUUUUGAAAUUCUUAAAUAGAUGUUGAAAUUAUGCUUCUGUUAACAGCUCUGUUAUAAUAAAACAAGUCACAGUGUCAUUUAGCAAAUGAUUGUGCUAAUCCGGGUGUUCUUUCCUUGAAGUAUUAGAGCAAAAUGUUUGAUUUUUUUGUUGUUUUUUUAAUUGUUAUUUUUAAAUCCAAGUGCAAGAUCUGUAAAGGACCCUGGAAGGUGGCCAUGUACAAUGCAAAAUAGUGGUAUUGGCAACAUUGUAAGUCCAAAUGGUUUCAACUCUCAACCAUAAUACCAAACUUUAUAUCUGAAUGUGAUUAAAAUUGUAGUUAGCCUAAAUAUCAGUGCCAUAAGACACACAGAAGUGACCAGGUGAAGUGUUAACUGUGUUUGAAGUUGCAGUAUGCCUUUCCAGUUGUGCCUUGCAUCCUACUGACUUUGUGUUAACUAUUUGUGAUGAACAAGCUUGAUAGAAGGUGAAAAAGACUUGUGAUUGUCAAACUUUAUUUAAUCUGUCAAAACAGACUUUAAUAAUAAGCUAAUUCAUUAUAUAUUUGUGUGAAUAGGGACCAGUGUUUGGUCUGAAAUGGUGUUUUCACAUUCUUGAAUGAACUACAUUCUCAGUAAAAAAAAAAAAAAAAAAAAAAGUUGCAUUGAAGCAACAGGGACAUUACUGGGUUAAACUUGUCCCUUGAUAUAUUUAAACAUACAUAUAAAACAAAUCUUAAAUCUUAGCAUCACCAGCUUCCCCAAAUCCCACACAUUAAUGGUUAAACUUUUACAAAAACAAUAAAUUGCACUGCAGUGUAAGCAUACUACAACUUCUUACAGAAGUGAGAAUAUGUAAAGCUAUUGCUGAGAGGAAGUCACUGAAAACAGAGCCUUUUUUUCCUUUUUUCUUUUCCAAAAUCUUUCUUUAAAACACAAGUGAACUUAAAACUAGAUCAAUAAUUUAUAUUUGUGAGAAAGCCACUGUUUUAAUGUGUUUUGGUGUAAAUAUGUUAUUUAUAGUACUGUAUGUAUUAAAUUUUCUUACAUUG